This is a messenger RNA of Oppia nitens, 642 nucleotides long. RefSeq names its product alpha-L-fucosidase-like. Gene Ontology annotation, molecular function: alpha-L-fucosidase activity. Gene Ontology annotation, cellular component: lysosome. Gene Ontology annotation, biological process: glycoside catabolic process; fucose metabolic process. The transcript is spliced from 3 exons. The coding region runs from base 113 to 622 and encodes 169 amino acids. NCBI's taxonomy places the organism in Eukaryota, Metazoa, Arthropoda, Arachnida, Sarcoptiformes, Oppiidae. The record is from RefSeq and is a predicted model, not a curated record.
UAUAUUUUGUUGUCUGUUAGGAACUGGAACUGCUGGAAAACAUGGAGGGUUUUACAACAAUGCCGAUAGAUUCAACCCAGGUGUUUUACAGAAACACAAAUGGGAAAAUGCUAUGACUAUUGAUAAGAACUCGUGGGGUUACCGACGGAAUGCCAAAUAUGAAGACUACUUAUCCACUCAUGAAUUGUUAACAACUUUGGCCCAAACAAUAAGUUGUGGCGGUAACUUACUAGUAAAUGUCGGUCCAUCGCAUGACGGUCUAAUUAAGCCAAUAUUUGAGGAACGACUACGCGAUUUAGGACACUGGCUGUCUAUUAACGGAGAAGCUGUCUAUAGUAGUAAACCGUGGACUCAUCAAAACGAUACAAAAACACCGGAUGUUUGGUAUACAAUGCAAGAGAAAACUACUGUUUACUCGAUUGUAUUGAAUUGGCCGAAGAAUAAUGAACUGGAAUUGGGUUCAGUCGACCACAAGACCGUCGGAUCAGUGGAACUGUUGGGCGAAAAGGGAAGCCUAACGUUUAAGGUCGGAUCGGACGGACAUACAGUCGUUACUUUUCCGCACAUAACUCCCGAUUCUCCUCUAAAAUGGGCUUAUGUUUUGAAAUUUACAUUAAAAUAAUAUAUUUAACAAAAUAUUUA